UUAUAAAUAAAUUAAUCUUUGAUAAUAAGUAUCAUAAACAUUGUUAAAUAUUUUACGUCAUUUUACAAUGUACCUAAAUAGUGUACACGAUAGUAUACAAACAGUGUACGUGUUUAUUGCAUUGAAUUGUCGUUAAUACAAAAGUUGCAUCACUUACAGAUGCAGACUUUAGAAAUGAUGGUAGACGACGUUGUGAAUACAGACCAAUGGAAAUUGAAACCAAAUUAAUGCCACAAACUCAUGGAUCAGCAAGAUUGCACAUAGGAAACACAGAUAUACUCGUUGGUAUUAAAGUAGAACUUGACAUACCUUAUGCUGAUACACCAAAUGAAGGGAAAUUAGAAUUUUUUGUUGACUGUUCUGCCACUGCAACUCCAGCAUUUGAAGGUAAAGGUGGUGAUGAUUUAGCAACUGAAAUAAGUAAUACUUUAACAGUUGCUUAUCAAACGCGUAAUGCUUUUGAUUUAAGAACAUUAUGUAUUUUACCCAACAAAAAAUGUUGGAAAAUAUAUGUUGAUGUAUUGAUUCUUCAGUGUGGUGGCAAUCUUUUUGAUGCAGUAGGAAUUGCAGUUAAAGCUGCAUUAAAUAGUACUGAAAUACCAAAAAUUACAGCUGCAGCUCUUGAUGGUGGAGAACCAGAUAUUGAGUUAUCAGAUGAUUCUUAUGACUGCAUUCAAUUAGACACAAGCAAUUAUCCAAUCAUUGUAACAUUGUGUAAAAUUGGUGAUAAUUAUAUUGUGGAUCCAACUUCAGAAGAAGAAGUCUGUAGUGCAAGUAGUAUAGCCGUGUCUACAUUACCAAAUGGUAAAAUUUCAUCAAUCAUUAAAUUGGGUUAUGGAAGCAUUCAACCUAAUACUUUGAACAAAAUGUUACAAAUGGGUAAAGAUAUAGGAUUGCAAUUAAAUAAAGGUCUUAUGAAAGCAUUGAAAGAAGAAAAUCAACUUGGACGACAAAGACAGAUAUUAGGAUUUCUUAAAUGA
Molecule: messenger RNA, 980 nt
Organism: Eufriesea mexicana
Lineage: Eukaryota; Metazoa; Arthropoda; Insecta; Hymenoptera; Apidae
Gene: Rrp42
Product: exosome complex component Rrp42
Exons: 7
Coding region: 207-980 (257 amino acids)
Biological process (GO): U4 snRNA 3'-end processing; nuclear polyadenylation-dependent rRNA catabolic process; U5 snRNA 3'-end processing
Cellular component (GO): nuclear exosome (RNase complex); cytoplasmic exosome (RNase complex)
Molecular function (GO): mRNA 3'-UTR AU-rich region binding
Source: RefSeq, a predicted model, not a curated record